Messenger RNA from Zychaea mexicana, 3047 nucleotides. RefSeq names its product alanyl-tRNA synthetase. The record is from RefSeq and is a predicted model, not a curated record. Bases 54 to 2933 code for a protein of 959 amino acids. Gene Ontology annotation, biological process: alanyl-tRNA aminoacylation; tRNA modification. Lineage: Eukaryota; Fungi; Mucoromycota; Mucoromycetes; Mucorales; Lichtheimiaceae. Gene Ontology annotation, molecular function: aminoacyl-tRNA deacylase activity; alanine-tRNA ligase activity; amino acid binding. The transcript is spliced from 9 exons. Gene Ontology annotation, cellular component: cytoplasm; mitochondrion.
GUCUCCGCGAUCCACAUUACUUUUUCCUCCACUCCCCAACUCUGUACGCGAUCAUGGUUCAGGAAACCAAUUGGCCAGUGUCCAAGGUUCGCUCGACCUUUGUAGACUACUUUGUAAAGCAAAAUGGUCAUAGCUUUGUGCCUUCCUCCCCUGCUAUUCCCCAUGACGAUCCAACAUUGCUGUUUGCCAACGCAGGCAUGAAUCAAUACAAGUCUGUGUUUCUGGGGACUGUAGACCCUAACUCGCCUUUGGCAGGUUUGAAGAGUGCUGCCAACUCACAAAAGUGUAUCCGUGCUGGUGGUAAGCACAACGAUUUGGAUGACGUCGGCAUGGACACGUACCAUCACACUUUCUUUGAAAUGCUGGGCAAUUGGUCUUUCGGUGACUAUUUCAAGGAAGGAGCUACCAAGCUGUCUUGGGAGUUUUUAACCGAAGUAUUGAAUUUGCCUGCCGAUCGUCUCUACGUCACAUACUUUGGCGGUGACGAGAAGCAGGGUUUAGAACCUGAUUUGGAGGCAAAGAAGAUUUGGUUGGAGCGUGGUGUGCCCGAAGACCACCUUCUUCCUGGUGACGUUAAGGAUAACUUCUGGGAAAUGGGUGAAACUGGUCCUUGCGGUCCAUGUUCCGAAGUUCACUACGAUCGUAUUGGCGGACGCAACGCUUCUCACCUGGUCAACAUGGACGAUCCCAACGUGUUGGAAAUUUGGAACGUUGUGUUUAUUCAGUACAACCGUGAAAACGACGGUAAACUUCGUCCCCUCCCCAACAAGCACAUCGACACUGGUCUUGGUUUAGAACGUCUUGUUUCGAUCUUGCAGAACGUCUAUUCCAACUAUGAUACCGACGUCUUUGCUCCCUUGUUUACAAAGAUCCAAGAAAUGACUGGUGUCCACCGUUACACCGGCAAAUUGGGUGCUGAGGAUGUCGACGGCGUUGAUACUGCUUACCGUGUCGUCGCCGAUCACAUUAGAACGCUUACCUUUGCCAUCUCUGACGGCGGUGUUCCCAGCAAUGAAGGCCGUGGUUAUGUGCUUAGACGUAUUUUGAGACGUGGUGUCCGAUAUGCUAGAAAGUACUUUGACUAUCCUAUCGGCAACUUCUUCUCCGGUUUGGUCGACACUCUGGUGGAUCAGAUGGGCGAUUUCUACCCUGAAUUGAUCAAGAAGAAGGAUGAGGUCAAGGCUAUCUUGGAUGAAGAAGAAUUGGCUUUUGCCAAGACUCUUGAUCGUGGUGAAAAGAUGUUUGAGAGCUAUAAAAACAAGACCAAGGAAGCUGGCUCCAAGACCUUGACUGGUGCUGAUGUCUGGCGCUUGUACGAUACAUACGGUUUCCCCGUCGAUCUUACGCGUGUCAUGGCUGAAGAGAAUGGUAUGACUAUUGACGAAAAGGAGUUCGAGGUUGCCCAGGAGGCUGCUAAGAACGCUUCGCGUAAGGCUCGUGGUGGCAAAGGUGGUGAGGACGUUGUUGCCUUGGAUGUCCACGAUUUGGAUGCUUUGGAUAAGAACACUGCCGUUCCCACAACCGACGACUCUUUCAAAUAUGUUGAUGGUAAUGUUCAGGGAAAGAUCAAGGCUAUUGUCUAUCAACACAAGUUCUUGGAUAGUAGUUCCGAUAUCCCUGAGGGUGCAAGCUUUGGUAUCUUGACCGACAAGACCAACUUCUAUGCUGAAUCUGGUGGUCAGGAAUACGAUACUGGCAGCAUUAUCACACUCGACGGUGAAACCGAAUUCGCCGUCCAAGACUGUCAGUCUUUCGGUGGCUAUGUCCUCCACAUUGGUUAUAUCAAGUAUGGUCAGUUGAAGCUUGAUUCUGAUGUCGAAAUUACCUUUGACGAUCUUCGACGCUCGCCAUUGAAAAACAACCACACUGCCACUCACAUUUUGAACUUCGCAUUGCGCCAAGUUCUUGGUGAAAAUGUUGAUCAAAAGGGCUCGCUUGUCGCUCCCGAAAAGCUUCGUUUCGAUUUCUCUUACAAGCAACCUGUAAACACUGCUCAACUUGCCGAAGUUGAAAAGAUCUCUAAUGAGUUCGUUGCAAAGAACUCCAAGGUCUACUCCAAGGAAGUCCCAUUGCCCAUUGCCAAAGCUAUCCACGGCCUCCGUGCUGUCUUUGGUGAAACCUACCCUGAUCCCGUUCGCGUCGUCUCUAUUGGAUUUGAUAUUGAUGAAAUUGAAAAAGACGUCUCUAAACCUGAAUGGGCCACAUCAAGUGUUGAGUUCUGCGGUGGUACUCACGUUUCCAAGACUGGAGACAUCAAGCACUUUGCUAUCCUUGAAGAGACUGGUAUUGCUAAGGGCAUCCGCCGUAUCGUCGCCGUCACUGGCGAAGAAGCACAGGCUGCUGGCCGAACAGCCAAGGCAUUUGAAAGCCGACUUGACGAACUUGAAAAGCUUAGCGGUUCCGCUUUGGAUGCUGCAUUAAAGGCCGUUUCCAAAGAUUUGGACGCACUAGUUAUCUCUACCGUGACCAAGGCAGAGUUCCGUGAACGAUUCAACAAGGUCAAGAAGGCCUUUGUCGAAGCUGACAAGGUGUUGAAGAACCAGCAAAACAAGGAAGCACUUGCAGCUGUCAAGACUUACUUUGAAGAGAACCCCGAUGCCAAGUACCUCGUCAAGGUUUUGGACGUUGGUAACAAUGGUAAGGCCUUGUCGGGUGCCAUCACUUAUGCCAAGACCAGCUUGAAGGACAAGGCUCUUUAUGUAUUGAGCGGUGAUCAAGCUAGCGGACGUGUUUCGCACAGCUGUAUCGUCAGCAAGGAUCUUGUUGGUCAGGGCUUUAAGGCCUCUGACUGGGCCGACGUAGUUGCCCAAAAUGUGGGCGGUAAGAAGGGCGGUAAAGAUGAAGCCGCACAGGGUUCUGGUGAUAAAUUGAGCGGAUUAGAUGCAGCAGCCAAGGCUGCUGAGGAGUUUGCCAAACUCAAGAUCGGUGCAUAAAAAGAUAUUCUGUCACAUAGCAAAAUCAACAUUUGUAUUAUUCCUCUUUUUUUGUGUUUAUUUUUUUUUCUCUAUUCUAUCUCAACAAAUAAACUGAAGAGACACAUCGAUGGG